Molecule: messenger RNA, 4537 nt
Organism: Tachysurus fulvidraco (yellow catfish)
Lineage: Eukaryota; Metazoa; Chordata; Actinopteri; Siluriformes; Bagridae
Gene: slc25a25b
Product: solute carrier family 25 member 25b
Exons: 11
Coding region: 920-2383 (487 amino acids)
Biological process (GO): transmembrane transport
Cellular component (GO): mitochondrial inner membrane
Molecular function (GO): ATP transmembrane transporter activity; calcium ion binding
Source: RefSeq, a predicted model, not a curated record
UGAAAAAAGUCUCUCACGCCUGGAUAUGGUCCACUGAAGUGACUCAGCCAAGGUGCAAUUAUUACAGAAGAAUCUGUUCCAAUCUCCUCCUGCAUGCUUUAUUGCCUGGGGUUUCCAUGGAGAUCCUGACAAUGACAGAGUGACUAAGGGGAAACAGGGAAAAAAGUGUCAGCACAUUUCCACACCGCUGAAUGGUCUGAUCCAUCGAUUGAUCUAUUAGUCAUCAGUCUGCAAGCUUCUUACUGGUUCUGUAGGCACUUUCAAGGCUGGACUUGGCAGUGUGCUUGAUUCUGAUAGGCUGCAGGAAGGCUGCAGUGAGCUUGCAGCUUUUGUACAGCCUUUUUUUUUUUAAUUCCAACCUCCAUCACUUUUUGCCGGCUGUGGAGGUGGAUAGCGUGGGACUGACCAAGACCAGCAGCUGCAAAGAGACGGAGAGAGAAAGAGAAAAGCUUGACUUGCAGAUUGUUAUUCAUCGCUCGUUCACAGACAGUGUGAAGAAUCUUUUUUGUCGUUUCAGUGACCACAUAACUUAUUGUUCAGCUGGUGCCAGAUUCCACAUUUUUUUUACCGGUGGGCUUUUUUUUUAUUGAUUAAGAUACAACAGAUGCUUUUGUGGCAAUGAAUUAAAAAAGUAAAGAGCUGGUGGCUUCUUGGAGCUUCUCCUGGAGAUGUAUCUGUGCAUAUAUUUGUGAUUGCUGAGGAAGCUGCAGUCUCCUGGUGUCCUCAGCUGCCCUCAUCGUUCUGACCCGCUCUCGCUUACCCGAGCAUUUGUGAAUUUGCGAGUGCGUAGAAGAUAAAGAUAGACAGAUAAACACAGAAUCAGAUUUUCUGCCAUACAAUUCCCGAAAGUUGGAUACCACACGUGUCUGUUUCUUACACCAACACGUCCACAGCAGGAAAUCCGGUUAUCUUAUUAAAGAUGCUGCCAGAAAUGUGGUCGUCCAUUCGCCAGUGGUUUUUAGGAUCGUCGCCAGCUGAGAAAAAGAAUGAGCAAAAUGUUGAAAAUCUCAUGCAAAAGGAACACAGCAUGCUGGAAGAUUCAGGUGGGGAAAAGCAGGAGAAUGGCCCCAUGCCAGCAAAGAAAACCACAGUGCUGAUACUAAUGGCACCACCUAAGGAACUUCAGCAGAAAAUUGUGAAAGCUGGUGAUAAGGACCUGGAUGGCCAGUUGGACUUUGAGGAGUUUGUCCAUUAUUUGAGGGACCACGAAAAGAAGCUACGACUCGUCUUUAAAAGUCUGGACAAGAAGAAUGAUGGUCGCAUCGAUUCACAGGAGAUCAUGCAGUCACUCCGAGACCUGGGGGUCCACAUCUCAGAGCAACAGGCUGAGAAAAUCCUCAAGAGCAUGGACAAGAAUGGGACAAUGACCAUUGACUGGAAUGAAUGGCGGGACUACCACCUGCUUCACCCUGCAGAGAACAUCCCUGAGAUCAUCCUGUACUGGAAACAUUCAACAAUAUUUGAUGUAGGAGAGAGUUUGAUGGUGCCCGAUGAGUUCACGGCAGAGGAGAAGAAAACGGGGAUGUGGUGGCGUCACCUAGUGGCUGGAGGCGGCGCUGGCGCCGUGUCGCGCACCUGUACAGCUCCCCUGGAUCGACUCAAAGUUCUCAUGCAGGUGCACUCCUCUCGCAUGAACACCAUGUGCAUUGCUAGUGGUUUCUCUCAGAUGAUCCGUGAAGGUGGUGUCCGGUCACUGUGGAGAGGCAACGGCAUCAACGUCCUCAAGAUCGCGCCCGAAUCCGCCAUCAAGUUCAUGGCCUACGAGCAGAUAAAGCGGCUGAUUGGCAGCAAUCAGGAGACACUGGGCAUUCUGGAGAGGCUGGUGGCAGGAUCUCUGGCUGGUGCCAUUGCGCAGAGCAGCAUCUACCCAAUGGAGGUUCUGAAGACUCGACUAGCCCUAGGAAAGACUGGUCAGUACUCCGGCAUAGUGGACUGCGCCAAAUACAUAUUUAAGAAAGAGGGCGUAGCAGCGUUUUACAAGGGCUACAUCCCCAACAUGCUCGGCAUCAUUCCCUACGCUGGAAUAGACCUGGCUGUCUACGAGACUCUAAAAAACUCCUGGCUACAGAGAUAUGCCACAGACAGCGCAGACCCUGGCAUGUUUGUCCUGCUAGCCUGCGGCACCAUGUCCAGCACUUGCGGCCAGUUAGCCAGUUACCCUUUAGCCCUGGUGAGGACGCGCAUGCAAGCUCAAGCAGCUACGUUGGAAGGAGCACCUCAGAUGUCCAUGAGCAAGUUGUUCAGACAUAUCGUGCGUACAGAAGGUGCGACAGGGCUCUACCGAGGCCUGGCGCCCAACUUCAUGAAGGUCAUCCCUGCAGUAAGCAUCAGCUACGUGGUGUACGAGAAUCUAAAAGUCACACUGGGUGUCCAGUCCCGGUGAGGGACUGCCAGAUCAUUUCUUUCAGAGUUUUCUUUUUUGUUGUUGUUGGGAUGCAAAAUGGACCUGGCGCUGAGGAUAGAAAGGGACAGGCAAUCUUGGGUGGCGAGACCUGAGGUUUGAGUUGAUGUUCUCAUUCUGUGAAUGCCAGAGGGACCAAGGAGGGUAGGAACAAAGAACACUAAGUCUAAACCAGAAGGUGGACACGUGUUCUUACACCCAGGAAUCGUACACCUUCUCUUUCUACAAUUCCUCGACUGUAGUAUCCUGUUUCAUUACGGACCAGGAAGAUGCUGCCGGUUGUUUGUGGUACCUUAAGGAGUCUUUAGCUGCUCGUUUGUGCUUUAUAUUAAUCCAGCAGGUGGCAGUGUUGAAUAGCCAAGGGCUUAACACACCAAAUCCUACCCUCCGUUCCAUAUAUUUAAGCACUACAUUUAUCAUCAUAGUCUUACUUAAAUUUUUAGGAUAGUUCAGGUGUUAUUCCCCACACAGGCCCUCCAGUUUCCUUCACAAACAAAAAAACUACAUAUGGAGCAGAUCUAUGAAGAGAUAAAAUUACUUUCAUUUCAUUUUGAAGCAUUUUUAUUUCAAAGCCCAUCAUGUUUGUUUUUUUUAUUAUAGUUUGUUAAUGUUAUAUAUGCUGUAAACAUCUAUUUAUUUAAUUAUAAGAAGUUAGAAAGAACAUCUAAGCAGCAGAUUUAAUACUUUAAUGUGGUUGGCUGAAAAGUCUUUUUUUUUUUUUGUUUACCUUCGUUAUCACACACUUGGUAAUUGGCUUCAGUUACAAAUCACAUUCACUAAUCUGGAUGAAGAACAGGUUUAGGUUUAAAAAAAAAGUCUCAUGUUUUAAUGUCAAUGCUGUAUUUCCUGUAUUGGGGUGGAAUAUAUCUGGGGGAAAAAUCCAUUCACCUCCUGAUGGGAAUCGAGUCCCUUCAGAUUCAAAUCAAUCGAUUCAGAAUCAAGUUGCUGUUUUGCACCUUAUGUGAUUGCUGUUGCAUUUCGUUUUCACUCAGUGUUUGUGCACAAUCAUGUCUUGUGUUCUUAAAGUGUUUUGUGAACAGAAAUGGCAUCAUUGGGGGGGGGGGAUCUCAGGAAAUAUUAAGGUUAUCUAUGGGAUGCUCACUUGAAACUUUAGACUGAAUGAUGCCACAAUGAGAGACAUUUUUAAUCCUGGAUUCAGGUUGUAAGAGGGCUGAAAGGGAAGUGCAUUGUAGAAAAAGAUGGACUAAUGCUUUGCUGCAUGGUUCAGGGGCCUUGCCUUAAUUAAAUGUUCUCGCCACUUCAAGACAUGUAGUAUCCAAUGUUGGACAAACAUUCACCUCAGAAUAUUCACCUGUCUCCAUAAGUGGACUAAACUGGAACAAUAUCCUCCCUCCCCUUUAACUACUUCUUCCUCUUGUUUGUAUGCAUGUAUGUGUGGUGUAGAAAUGUGUUUUUGAUCAAGCAGAAUACUGAACAUGGCUUUAACAACUUUGCCUUUAUAGUAGAUGCUUCUGUUGCAUUUUGCACUUUUCCCUCCCUGGAGGCAACCUGUAUGUUAGAAGUGAUUGCUUAAUUGACAGAUUGUGAGUUUUAUACAACAUUUGAAUUGAUGAUGUACUUCAGUAUUACUACCAAGACUCAUGUACAAGAAGAAACCACACCAUUAACACACUGCCUAAUGUGUAUCCUAUGUGUAGAGCCUUACGUUCAGCAGCCACUGUCUGGUAGACUUUAAUAUGUACUGCUUUUGCAAAACUGGAAAAUGUGAUAAAAAGCUGCUUUACAUCUAAGGUAGUGUAUGAGGAUGCGUUUAAACAACUGGAUAAGAUUUUUUUUGUUUUACUGCUCAAGAUGCACUAGUAUAAAUGCAGUGACUGGGCUACAUGAGUUUGCUGUUUACAAGUUGAUGUGAAGAAAAACCUUGGAUGCAAAUCUGAUUUAAAAAAAAAAAAAAAAAAAGGUGGUAAUUCUACUGCAAGGCGUAUGUGAAACUCUGGACUGUAUGUUAAUAUCUGUAUCUCAAGGCUAACAUGACCUGUGCAGAAAUGUCAAUCAAUACAAAUGUGUACUGGAGUCUGUGUUGUCCAUGACCGGAUGUCUAAAGUGAAUGAAUACAGAAUAAGUCUAUUUAUGUUUAUAUAAGAACAAAGUUCAAUAAAGAUAUUCUUAUUUCAA